This is a messenger RNA of Propithecus coquereli (Coquerel's sifaka), 1206 nucleotides long. RefSeq names its product ribonuclease P/MRP 30kDa subunit (gene RPP30). The record is from RefSeq and is a predicted model, not a curated record. Gene Ontology annotation, molecular function: RNA binding. Gene Ontology annotation, biological process: tRNA processing. Lineage: Eukaryota; Metazoa; Chordata; Mammalia; Primates; Indriidae. Gene Ontology annotation, cellular component: nucleolar ribonuclease P complex. Bases 30 to 872 code for a protein of 280 amino acids. The transcript has 12 exons.
GCGUGCGCGGGCUGUCAUGGGACUGCAGCAUGGCGGUGUUUGCAGACUUGGACCUGCGAGCGGGUUCGGACCUCAAGGCUCUGCGCGGACUCGUGGAGACCGCUGCUCACCUUGGCUAUUCAGUUGUUGCUAUCAAUCAUGUUGUUGACUUUAAGGAAAAGAAACAGGAAAUUGAAAAACCAGUAUCUGUUUCUGAACUUUUCACAACUUUGCCAGUUGUACAGGGAAAAUCAAGACCAAUUAAAAUUUUAACUAGAUUGACGAUUAUUGUUUCUGAUCCAUCACACUGCAAUGUUUUGAGAGCAACUUCUUCAAGGGUCCGGCUCUAUGAUAUUGUUGCAGUUUUUCCAAAGACAGAAAAACUUUUUCAUGUUGCUUGUACACAUUUAGAUGUGGAUUUAGUCUGUAUAACUGUAACAGAGAAGCUACCAUUUUACUUCAAAAGACCACCUAUUAAUGUGGCAAUUGACCGCGGCCUAGGCUUUGAACUUGUCUAUAGCCCUGCUAUCAAAGACUCCACAAUGAGAAGGUACACAAUUUCCAAUGCCCUCAAUUUGAUGCAGGUCUGCAAAGGAAAGAACGUAAUUAUAUCUAGUGCUGCAGAAAGGUCUUUAGAAAUAAGGGGACCAUACGAUGUGGCAAACUUAGGGUUGCUGUUUGGCCUGUCUGAGAGUGAUGCCAAGGCUGCAGUGUCCACCAACUGCAGAGCAGCACUACUCCACGGAGAAACUAGAAAAACUGCUUUUGGAAUAAUUUCUACAGUGAAGAAACCUCGGCCAUCAGAAGGGGAUGAUGAUUCUCUUCCGGCUUGCAAAAAAGCCAAGUAUCCCCCCUCCCAGGGAGGCAUAGUCGCUUCAGAAGUUGAGUUCUAAUGGGUCAUCUUCACCCUUCUCCAGAGCAUCGUCCUGAACCAAUGGAAAUCGCCUUACGCAGAGAUGCCCAGGAAGUUUUAUUCCCUCUGAGGUUGGCCUAUGGCCAGUGACUGAUGCAGGACAUUACAGCCCAACCUUCUGACCGCGGUGGUGCAAUUCAUGCUCCUGAGGCCCCAUGGGAUUAGGCUGAGGAUGAAUUUCUCCUGAAACCACAACUUUACCUCUUUUCUUCUGCCCUGCUCUGUUUCCCUUGUUCCCUCUCUCAAUGAAUCACUUGCACAAGAAUCCUCAUUUCAAAUGCUACUUCCAGGGGGCCUGACUGAAUAAAAAAUUG